AUGCCUUCGAGGAGAGGCGGAGGAAGACCGAGCUUGAGCCAGGGUCUCGACCGAGAGGUCUAUCAAGUGGUACGCAAAAUCAUCGAUGACCAGCCGGAGAAUGGAAAGAUCCGCCUCUCUGUUCCUACCAUCUUUGAAACAAUUAAGAAAUCGAACUCGAGCCUCAAUAGGAAACCGAAGAAGCUACUUGAGGAUAGUAUUGAGCGGGUUCUGGAAGUCGUGAAAAGCGAUGUUCUGGGUGAUGAUGAAGAGGACUCCAUAGAGGGGGAUUUUGAGGGUUUGGAGGAGAAGCCUAUCCCAGUAAGUGAAUCCAAUGGUAUCAACAAGAGCAUUGUAGGCAUGUGGUCGACCGCGAAAUCCGGGCCGUUAACGACGAAACCGACGGAAUCUACUGGCGGAGACAGCACACCAGCCCCAGCAACGGCUCCCCCGAACAAGAGAAGAACCCAUGGAGGCGAAUCGGUUUCUAAGCGUCGUCGAGCUGAAGCCGCAGUCGAUCGAUCUCCUCCUACCCAUGUCACUCUGGCCGACUUGGGAGGCUUAGAUGAUGUGGUUCAGGAACUUGCAGAUCUCCUGGUUCUACCGAUGACCAGACCGCAAGUCUACCUUUCGUCAAAUGUCCAACCACCACGAGGUGUCUUGCUGCAUGGUCCCCCCGGUUGCGGAAAAACAAUGAUCGCGAACGCUUUUGCGGCCGAACUGGCAAUUCCCUUCAUUCCUAUUUCAGCUCCGUCGAUCGUGUCGGGCAUGUCUGGCGAGUCUGAAAAGGCUCUCAGAGAACAUUUCGAAGAGGCCAAGAAAAUUGCACCCUGUCUGAUCUUCAUUGAUGAGAUUGAUGCAAUCACACCAAAGCGCGAAAGCGCCCAAAGGGAGAUGGAGAAGAGAAUUGUUGCCCAGUUGCUCACCUGCAUGGAUGAUCUUGCCCUGGACAAAACUGAUGGAAAGCCCGUCAUCGUUCUUGCAGCUACCAAUCGUCCGGACAGCUUAGAUGCCGCCUUACGACGGGGCGGGAGAUUUGACAAAGAAAUCAACAUGACUGUACCCUCCGAGCCUGUCAGAGAACAAAUCUUGCGAGCUCUCACACGAAAAAUGCGUCUCGCAGAUGAUCUUGAUUUCAAGACCCUUGCGAAGAGAACGCCUGGGUUUGUUGGUGCUGAUUUGAACGAUCUGGUUUCGACUGCUGGGUCUGCAGCUAUCAAACGCUAUUUGGAUAUCCUCAAGUCCAACAGUGGCGAAGAGAUGGAGAUUGAGGAAGUUGACGAGAUUAGCCCUAAAGUCAAGGAAUUGCGACGUCUCAUUAUACAUGCCAAGGAAGCACCCAUCGGAGAGGAAUCGCAAACAAUUCUCGUCUCGAACGCAGAUUUCUUUACCGCACUCCCCAAAAUCCAACCGUCUUCGAAGCGAGAAGGGUUUGCCACUAUUCCGGACACGACCUGGGCAGACAUCGGUGCUUUAGGCGAUAUCCGCGACGAAUUAGGGACUGCAAUCGUUGAGCCGAUUAAGAAUCCCGACAUCUACGCUAGAGUUGGCAUCACCGCGCCCACGGGUGUGCUCCUCUGGGGCCCGCCAGGCUGUGGUAAGACAUUGCUCGCCAAAGCCGUGGCCAACGAGUCUCGUGCCAACUUCAUCAGCGUCAAGGGGCCGGAGCUUCUGAACAAAUUCGUUGGUGAAUCUGAACGCGCUGUCCGACAAGUCUUCGUGCGCGCCCGUUCUUCCAUCCCUUGCGUGAUCUUCUUUGACGAGCUGGAUGCCCUCGUUCCGCGCCGUGAUGACACCCUCUCCGAAGCCUCGGCGCGAGUCGUCAACACCCUCCUCACGGAGCUCGACGGGCUUGGAAGUAGCCGCCAAGGUAUCUAUGUGAUUGCCGCCACGAAUCGGCCCGACAUCAUCGAUCCCGCAAUGCUCCGCCCCGGUCGUCUCGAGACUCUCCUCUUUGUCAACCUGCCGAGUCCCUCAGAACGCGUGGAGAUUCUCCAGACGCUUGUGCGGAAGUUGGCCAUAGACUUCGAUGAGAACCUGAGAAAACUGGCGGAAGAUUGUGAAGGAUUCAGCGGCGCAGAUCUGACCAGUCUCCUCCGGCGCGCCGGUUACUCUGCCAUCAAGCGGCGAGACACCAUCAAGUUCGAGGACUUUGUCGCAGCCAAAGCGUUCAUCCGACCGAGUGUCACAGAUAUGAAGAAAUACGAGAAACUCCGAAGAGACUGGAGCGGAGGGGUGAUCUAA
Messenger RNA from Penicilliopsis zonata CBS 506.65, 2223 nucleotides. RefSeq lists its product as hypothetical. The record is from RefSeq and is a predicted model, not a curated record. The transcript is spliced from 3 exons. Gene Ontology annotation, cellular component: nucleus. Gene Ontology annotation, biological process: ribosome biogenesis. Gene Ontology annotation, molecular function: RNA binding; preribosome binding; ATP hydrolysis activity. The coding region runs from base 1 to 2223 and encodes 740 amino acids. NCBI's taxonomy places the organism in Eukaryota, Fungi, Ascomycota, Eurotiomycetes, Eurotiales, Aspergillaceae.